Messenger RNA from Komagataella phaffii GS115, 1755 nucleotides. RefSeq lists its product as hypothetical. Bases 1 to 1755 code for a protein of 584 amino acids. Lineage: Eukaryota; Fungi; Ascomycota; Pichiomycetes; Pichiales; Pichiaceae. The transcript has a single exon. The record is from RefSeq and is a predicted model, not a curated record.
AUGGUUCUUCUGAAGAGGCUCCUAUCGAAAACUCCCUUCAUAACCCAGCAACCAGCCCCCACCAUGGCAUUCAAAACUACAAUUGAGCACUUCCCACAUCCAUUCUUUGACGGCUUCUCAGCAGAAGCAAACGUCUGUUUUCCGCGUGUUGUAGACGAUCUGAUAGUGCAGAAAUUGAGCUAUACGAUCAGAUCGAAACCUGACUGGACUACCAAAUACAAGAACGAGGAGAUCAAGAAGAAGUGGAUUGCCGAGAUGGAAGGUCAAUUGAAAUUAGAACCAGACAUUUUGCCACUUCAUCCCGCUGAAACCAUCUGGAAGUUUGUCUUUGAAGAACUAGCAUGGUAUGAAAAGUACGCAGAAGAGACAGGGUUCACUGCAGGUCCCAACGAAAAUGUGCUGUUUUCAGACAGCGCCCUUGACGACGAUUUCAGAAAAUCUUUGAAGAAGCUGGUGUAUGAAAAACUAGAGGAUGUGCCAGAGGAUUCCAAGGAUUGGCAUCCUGGAAGUAAUAACCAAGUGCUGGACUUGGUUCAUCCCUCAUUGUAUCCUUUGCAGUACGGAAAGACGCUGGUGGUGACUGAAAAGGGCUAUGAAGUCUCCAAGGUGAUAGUUCCCAAGACAAUUCCUAAAUACACUCACUACUACGGGAAAGACUUUUUAUCGGAAAACUAUCAGUGGCUCCCAUCCAUCUUUCACGUUUCAAAGAAGAAUGGUGAGUACGAUGUGAACAUUCAAUCGUACAUCAACAAUCUUGAUCCAGUGAAGUACGGCAGUCUAUACCCUUUGAUUUCCUCGGUAUUUGCCAAAGCUAUCCCUGGUUUGAACUUGCUAUUGACUCACUUGAGUAACUUGGAAAGACUGAGAGUCGAGUACCCCAGAUUUGAUUACAUGCAAUACUCUUUGGUGUAUGAUCAAGACUUCAACAACAAAUUGCAAGCGCUAGAAGCAACUAGUGACUAUGACUGGGAGGAGUAUGAACGAAUUUUUGAGCAAAGGGAGGAUCACGUAGACAAAUCCAGAUUCCCUCUUGAGUUCAAAACACCUGUUUUCGAAAAGAAGGUGGAUCUGGCAGAUUUCGGUGAUCUAAAAGUAAUUACCAAGUUAGCUAACAUACAUUUAACUCCAGAAAAACCCACAUAUCCUGGUGGCUCGUGGCACGUUGAGGGUACCGUCAAUGAAGAUAUUGUUGCGACGGUAUUGUACUAUUAUGACUCCGAAAACAUUGGAGAGUCCAAGCUUAGUUUCCGUAAUGCCACUAUUGAACCAAAAUACGAGCAGAGCGACGAUGUCACGGUUAGGAAAAUUUUUGGACUUCAUGAUGAGGACAGGUUGACGAGAUUUUUGGGAUCUGUUGAUUGUAUUGAAAACAGACUUUUGAUAUUCCCAAACGUUUACCAACAUCAUGUUGAACCAUUUGAACUGGUUGACAAAACGAAGUCGGGACAUAGGAAGAUUCUUUGUUUCUUUUUGGUGGAUCCAAAUAAUAGGCAUACUUUUGCAACUGACAAGGUGCCACCCCAACAAGAGAAUCUGUUGGGAGAUAAGAUCACUUCUUUCUUGGGCAAGGAGACUUCUAGCAAACUUCCAACGGAGAUUUUGGACUUGAUCGCCAAUAAAGUUCAAUAUACCUUAAGUUUGGACGAAGCAAAGAAAGUCAGGGAAAAGUUGAUGGAAGAGAGAACUCCUGAGGAGGAAGAUGAGUAUGGUGGAUCCAAUGUUUACACAUCGCUGUUCUCUUUGUGUGAACACUAG